Messenger RNA from Lingula anatina, 2523 nucleotides. RefSeq lists its product as uncharacterized. The record is from RefSeq and is a predicted model, not a curated record. Lineage: Eukaryota; Metazoa; Brachiopoda; Lingulata; Lingulida; Lingulidae.
ACACGGAUAAAUUUGAAACUGUUAAACAUGGCUCUCAAUUCGCUUGCUAAGCUGAUGGAAAUGAUAGAAUCCCAUUCUACCAAGCUACAAUUCCCCUCCACGGGAAAUUUCAAGUAUAACUACGUCAGAAAAAGACUUUUUGCUAUAUUUCAAGAGACGCAUAUUAGGAAACUGCGUGGCAUGCUCUCGUGGACCAAGUCUGACACCGUUGAGGUGGUUGUCUUUGGAGAACAUGCUGCUGGACUGGCUUCUCAAAUCGAAUCAGAGGGAUUCAAAAUCGUAAAAGCGUUAAAACCAGAAAAAGACAUACCACGACUGUUCAUUUUUGCACCAGAAAUAUUUCCCACAAAAGAGGACGUAGAACUUUUACAACUGGUGUUGAAUCAGACAAAUAAUGAAGCAUGCUCUUUGGUGGCUGUUGCAUUGACUACGGAUGUUAUCAGUCGGAAAGGGCGCCUGGUAACAAAAGAAGAUAUUGUCAAAGAGAUUUUACUGGAAUGGCCCGCUGGUCAUGUUAUACUGACAAAAGCACUGGAUGCUAUAUCCAGUGAUAUUUUGUUUUGGAAUAACGAAAGAGAUAUUACAGAAAAGGUGUUUCUUUACAUGAUGGAAGCUGUAGACAACGCCAUGACGGACUUCUUGAAAGUUGUUCAAAAUUUGAUUGCUGGCUUGGAAUAUGUGUUGGAAGAAAAGUGCAAUCUAGAGUCUAAAAUACAGCAAUAUUUACAUUCAAAUCGCGAGAAAAUAGACCAAUGUGCAACCACACUUGUUCUGAAGGAUCACCGCGGCGGAUUAAUUCAUAGAAGAAGGUCGUACUUUGUUCAAAACAAGGAAACGCUCGCUAACUUUACAAUGCAGAUAACAAAGAAACUCACUGAAAUGAUGGGCAUAGAUUUGAUUCAUCUUUCCGGUGAAAGUCAAUGCGGGGCAGAGGCUAAGCUCAAUAUGGAAAAAGUCAUGGCUUCAUUCAUGAAACAUAUACCGAAACCUGGUCCUUGGCUCUAUCCAAGUUUGCCACAGCCUGUGUAUGUAAAUGGGGAAAGCUUCCGAAAAAUGGUCGCACUGGACUUUCACAAUGACGUCACAAAACAGAGCGACAACAUCACACGAACAUUGCUUUCUUUCAUUUACCAGUCGGACCCCGAUGAUGACGAUGACAGACCAAAAGCUGAAGACUUUGAAAAACUCAGAAUUUUGCAUCUAGAAAUGAAUAAACUAACCUCGAAGAUAAAAAUAUACAGAAACCCACACGCUGCAUCUCUGCGUCAAGUCCCGAUUAUUCCAGAUCCGGUGAAGGCAGAGUUACACAAAAAGCCCUUCAUUAGAGCGUUUGGCAUCAUCUUUGGCAAGCUCCACAUCUUCGUUCAAGCGGAUCUAUGGCGCCAAGAAGAAGAAAAACGUCUCAUAAAAAGCGAAAUUGAACGUAUUGUAUCCGAUGAUGAAUUCUGCCAAUACUUCUGUAUUGUGGAGUGGUCUCCAAAUUCAAAGAUCACUCCCUAUGGUUUUGGCGUGGGAUCGAUGCUGUCCAUGAGGCAAGAUAGAAAUCCCCCGUUCGGUACACUGGGGUGUUUCGCGUUUGUUGACGGGGUGGUCCGAGAGGUUUAUGCUCUCACUUGUGAACACGUGGCUAGAAAGUGCAAGUUUGUUGAGAACGAAAACGGUUUUCUUCAAGUAGGCCAGAUUGCAUAUUCGAAACCAGCCCAAUCGGUAGUCUCGCAAGUGGACAUACCUCCCUCAGAUCUGGUCGACAUUGCCUUCAUUCGAUUAAGUGCUGAGGCAAGAAGAGCGUAUGAAGGGGUUUUCAUGGUACGUGGUGAACCACACGAUUGCAGGUUGUUUACGGAUGGUUUGGAAUCUCUCCAUGGCGAAAGAGUUCACAAAAAUGGCGCGGCUACUGGAUAUACCGAGGGGAUCGUUGUUGGUACUCUUCACAUGAAUGGUAUGUUUCAACGCUUUUCCAACCUUCUGUUGGUGAAAUCAGUGGGCAACAAGCCUUUCUCGCUGGAUGGCGACAGUGGUAGUGUGGUCGUUAUGAAGUCGGAUUGUGCCCCGAACUCCUUGUUGGCAGUUUCGAUGAUCUAUGGUGGACUGGAUAUAAGGGAUGGGCCAAUGACGAAAGAAUCUAAAGUUUCAGUAACAUUUGGCCUGUGUAAAGCUAUAACGGACGCCGAGUUCCAACUUCAAAGACGUUUUCGGCUUCAGCCAAGCCCAUAACCUGCUGCAAAAAACAUUUCAUCUUCCGCAAGUUUGUAAAGUCAUUGCCAUUUGGGCAUUUUCUUGAACAUCAAUGAUACCGACUUUUUAGUUGACAUUUUAUUUUUGUCUGUGACACACGUCAAAAUAAAUGUUUUUAAGUAAAGGGGGUCAUACAUAUGUCUCGAUUCAUUUGUAUGUAUAUGUUGAGUAGAAUGUAUGUACAGAACACGUUUUUAAGUUUACGUCCUAUUUGAUACGUCAAAAGUAAGUGAAAAAAUGACAAAACUCUACGCACUAAAACAUUUUCAGAUUGAUUGUAAGCUAUUC